Molecule: messenger RNA, 858 nt
Organism: Pipistrellus nathusii (Nathusius's pipistrelle)
Lineage: Eukaryota; Metazoa; Chordata; Mammalia; Chiroptera; Vespertilionidae
Source: the annotation of a GenBank genome assembly
AUGGCUGCUGUCUCCGACCCCAUGGACUUGGGUGCGCCCUGGGGGCCCGCGCGCCCCGAGCCCUCUCCCACCCGCUUCCACCCGGUGCACGGUGCCAACAUCCGCGUGGACCCCUCCGGGACGCGGGCCACGCGCGUGGAGAGCUUCGCUCACGGCGUGUGCUUCAGUCGCGAGCCGCUGGCCCCGGGCCAGAUAUUUCUGGUCGAGAUCGAGGAGAAAGAGCUGGGCUGGUGCGGCCACCUGCGCCUCGGCCUGACUGCGCUGGACCCCGCCAGUCUGGCGCCCGUGCCUGAGUUCUCGCUGCCUGACCUGGUCAGCCUCGGCCACACCUGGGUCUUCGCCAUCACGCGCCACCACAACCGCGUGCCCCGGGAGGGCCGCCCGGCUGCGGAGGCAGCCGUCCCCUGCCGACCCCCAGCCCUCCUGGUGGAACCGUAUCUGUGCAUUGAGCAGUUUCGCAUUCCCCGCGACCGCUUGGUGGGCCGCAGUCGGCCCGGACUCUACAGCCACCUCCUGGACCAGCUCUAUGAGCUGAACGUGCUGCCUCCGACCGCGCGCCGUAGCCGCCUGGGCGUUCUCUUCUGCCCACGCCCGGACGGCACAGCCGACAUGCACAUCGUCAUCAAUGGCGAGGACAUGGGCCCCAGCGCCCGGGGGCUGCCAGCUGCCCAGCCCCUCUACGCAGUGGUGGACGUGUUUGCUUCCACUAAGAGCGUGCGCCUGGUCCAGCUUGAGUAUGGCUUGCCAUCCCUGCAGACCCUGUGCCGCCUGGUGAUCCAGAGGAGCGUGGUGCACCGUUUGGCCAUUGAUGGGCUCCACCUGCCCAAAGGACUUAAGGAUUUCUGCAAGUAUGAGUGA